GGCGGGUGAUCCGAAUGCCUCGACCCAGGAAGACGUUUGUAUGCUAGCCAACAUGUAGGUCGCUUCUAACGCGAUUUUAGGUGGGCUCAGCUCAAGUCAUGUCUGCGGCUGACAUGUCGGCGGUGUUGGACAUCCUCCGGUCUCUGUAUCGGCACACGCAGACGCUGGAGGAGUUCGCCGACAGCAUCGAGUUCAAGGAAGGAAAGAAGCUGGUACUGGUUGAGCAGUCAGACUCGAACCGCUUCAAGACCUUCGUCCGAGGAGUGUUUGUGUGCUUCGAUAAGGAGCUACAGCAGGUCCCCAGCUGCAGCCAGAUUUGCACCCUGCCAGAGCUCCUGGCUUUCGUUCUCAACGCCAUGAAACGGAAAAGACGAAGAAACGUCCUCGCACACGGCUACAACCUGCUGGCCCUGGCGCAGGAGGACCAGGACGCCGACCACUUUAAAUUACAGGGAGACCUGACUCUGAGUGCCGCCUACGUCCACGGCAGUGACCUGUGGAACAAGGUGACUUUACGCCUGGGCACCGACGUCAUGCGGCACCUGCUGGAGAGCUGCUCCGUGUUCGUGGCGGUGCCCCCUUCGUGCGUUUUCCAGGUGUGUGGCGGCCCGGUGUACGACAGGGUGUCCACGAGCCCUGCCUCGAGUGGCUUUCGUCUUCAGCCUCCAUUCAGGAGGCGCUGUGCUCCGUUCGGAAGAAAUCGAAGGUCGCCGAGCGUCAGGGGAAGACGGCAGGUUGAUAACCUGGCUGAAAGCAAGAUGACGAGGAGACGAAAGGAAGGAGCGAAUAAGAGGAAAAGAAAGAGGCGACCCGAUCACCUGGAGGAGGGGGCGGCGCCUUCCUCGGGGAAGAGGAGGCGGUUGGCCAACGGAGAAAGGGAUCAGGGACAAACGGUUGAGGAAAGCCAGGCCAGGUCUCCGGAACCAGCGGCGUCUGGGAAAAACGUGGAAAAGGGUGCGGCUGGGUUCAAACAGCCAGCUGAGGUGCCAGCCGCCGUGAUCCCCUCGGAGGGCGGCCCCAGCUGGAGAUCGGGGACUUUCCCCCCUUUGCCCCCCUCACAGUGUUUCAUCCGGAACCUAGGAUUCCUGUACGGCAACAGAGGCCUGCACAGCUUCCUUUUGAACAGGAAGAAAAAGAGUGCAGAGGGACCCCGGCGGUUACAGGGCGCAGACUUGGUCCGGAUCGUCUUCUUCGAGGGUGUGACGUACUUAAACGGGUUGGAGAAGAAGCCGAAGAAGCUCCCCCGGAGGUUCUUCGGCAUGGUUCCCCUCUUUAGUCGGCUGCUGCAGCAACACAGGAAGUGCCCCUACGGCAGGAUUCUGCAGAGGAUCUGCCCCUCACUCAAAGGUGGCGGCACAGGACCCGAGGAGCUGAACUCCCUUUUACCCAAACACUCUGCGCCCCAUCGGGUCUACCUGUUCGUCAGGGCGUGCCUCUCUGCUGUGAUCCCACGAGAGCUGUGGGGCUCGGACCACAACCGCGUUCAUUUCUUCGCCAGAGCCAGAGGCUUCCUGCUCAACGGCAAGUUUGAGAGGCUGUCGCUGGCCGAGCUGAUGUGGAACAUGAAGGUGAACGACUGCGACUGGUUGAAGAUCAGUAAAAGCGGCCGGAUCCCACCCAGCGAGCUUGCGUACCGGACGCAGAUCCUGGGUCAGUUCCUGGCCUGGCUGCUGGACGGCUUCGUGGCGGGCCUCGUCCGAGCCUGCUUUUACGCCACGGAAAGCAUGGGGCAGAAGAACGCCGUCAGGUUCUACCGACAGGACGUCUGGGCCAAACUUCAGGACUUGGCUUUCAAAGGUCACCUCGCCAAAGGCCAGAUGGAGGAGUUGUCUCCGGCGCAGGCGGCGUCUCUCCCCAAAGGCACCGUCAUCUCCCGACUUCGCUUCAUUCCCAAAACAGACGGCAUGCGGCCCAUCACACGAGUAGUAGGGACAGAUCCCAAAACAAGGAUGUUCCGGGCUCGGGUGCGGGACUUGCUGGACUUGCUGAGGGUCUGUGUGCGCUCCACCCCGUCCCUCCUCGGCUCCACGGUGUGGGGGAUGACGGAUAUUCACAAGGUGCUCUGCUCGCUGGCACCAGCCCAGAAAGACAAACCGCAGCAGCUCUACUUUGUUAAAGUGGAUGUGAGUGGAGCCUACGAGAGCCUGCCACACAGCAAACUCAUGGAGGUGAUUGGUCAGGCCCUGUCCCCCAUCCAGGAUGAGCUCUUUACCGUCCGCUGCUAUGCCAAGAUCUGGGCCGAUUCCUACGAGGGCCUGAAAAAGGCCUUUGUUAGACAGGCAGGUUUUCUGGAGGACAACGUGGGGUCCACCAACACGAAGGGGUUUUUAAUGUCGCUGCAGAAGACGGGAAAGGUCCACCAUGCUAUCCUUGUGGAACAGCAUCUCGGCUCUAAUCUCCGAGGCAGAGAAGCUGCACAGUUCUUCACCCAAAUGCUAACGGGCAGCGUCGUUCAGUACGGAAAGAAGACGUACCGCCAGUGCCGAGGGAUUCCUCAGGGAUCGGUCGUGUCCAGCCUGCUCUGCUGUCUGUGUUACGGCCACAUGGAGAACGUCCUGUUCAAAGACGUCACCGAAAACGGCGGGUGUCUGAUGAGAAUGGUGGAUGACUUCCUCCUCGUUACUCCAGACCAACACAAGGCCCAAACCUUUCUGAAGAUCUUGCUGGCUGGAGUACCACAGUACGGCCUUGUGGUCAACCCACAGAAGGUGGUGGUCAACUUCCAGGUAUCCGGAAGCGUGGGCUCCUGUCCCGGCAUUCGCGUGCUGCCUCCCCACUGCCUCUUCCCGUGGUGCGGGCUGCUGCUGGACACCCACACCCUGGACGUCUAUAAAGACUAUUCAAGCUACGCCGGCCUCUCGCUGCGAUACUCCCUCACUCUGGGUUCUUUCCAUUCAGCUGGACAGCAAAUGAAGAAGAAGUUGAUGGCCAUCCUCAGACUCAAAUGCCAUGCCCUCUUCCUGGACUUGAAGACUAAUUCCCUUGAAGCUGUCUACAGGAACAUCUACAAGCUGGUGCUGCUGCAUGCAUGCAGGUUUCAUGUAUGUGCCCAGAGUUUGCCCUUUGGUCAAACAGUUGCUAAGAAUCCACGUUACUUCCUGCAGAUGAUAUGGGACAUGGCUCAGUAUGGCAAUAAGCUCAUCAGGUCCAGCAACAAGGGGCUAAUUUUAGGCGGCAAAGCCCAAACGGGCGUUGUGCAAUACGAGGCAGUGGAGCUGCUCUUCUGUCUGAGCUUCCUGCUGGUGCUCUCACAACACCGUCAGCUCUAUAAGGAUCUGCUGACGCACCUGCACAAACGGAAGCGCAGUCUGGAGCGACAGCUGGGGGAUUUAAGGCUAGCCAGGGUUCGUCAGGCCUCCAACCCGAGGACCCCCAAGGACUUCUUGGCCAUCCAAAUGUAAACCAUCGUGUA
Molecule: messenger RNA, 3412 nt
Organism: Fundulus heteroclitus (mummichog)
Lineage: Eukaryota; Metazoa; Chordata; Actinopteri; Cyprinodontiformes; Fundulidae
Gene: tert
Product: telomerase reverse transcriptase
Exons: 16
Coding region: 99-3401 (1100 amino acids)
Biological process (GO): telomere maintenance via telomerase
Cellular component (GO): telomerase catalytic core complex
Molecular function (GO): telomerase RNA binding; telomeric repeat DNA binding
Source: RefSeq, a predicted model, not a curated record